CAGUUUUGUGCAGAAUUCUCAGCGCUGAAUCUUGAGCAUGCGUCGGGAAACAGAUCCAGACUUGAAACAGAUGUGAUGUUUCGUCUCGAUCCAGAUAACAAGGCAGACAGCCCACUGACCACCGUGGCUUCAUGACAGGAUCUCCAACCAGUUCCCAUGGCGAUGUGUGAAUGACCAGUAGCCACUCUUCCAGUCAGUCGUCCGCCCCCUCACAGACACGGCCAGACUCUGGACACAGUGACCGUUCUAUUGAAGGAUAUACAGGGUCACCGUGAGGUUGAAGGUCAGGGUCACGGUGAGAUUGAAGGUCAGGGACACGGUGAGGUUGAGGGUCAGGGACACGGUGAGGUUGAGGGUCAGGGUCACGGUGAGGUUGAGGGUCAGGGUCACCGUGAGGUUGAAGGUCAGGGACACGGUGAGGUUGAGGGUCAGGGUCACCGUGAGGUUGAGGGUCAGGGACACGGUGAGGUUGAGGGUCAGGGGUCAGGGGGUUGAGGUUACCUCUGUAGUGCAGUGUUGUGAUGGCCUGAGCCCCAUGUUCACACCACCUCCCCUGGGGAAAAUCAGGAGACCCAGAGCCCAUGAACAGUGGACCGACUCAGGCUCAAACCACAACGAACAGAAACCUAGAUGAGGUGGACAUGGACCAUAGGCCUCUCUGUGAAGCAGAUCCCAUAGAGAGUGGACUGACCCUGGGUCAGACGUGGGACAUGUAUGAGGUGGACCAAACCUCCACUAUGAGCUGUGAUACUGAGGUGGAGCUUGGGACGGGGACUGAGACUACUCCACACAUACAGGUGUGUCCUACAGAGUCUGGUCUGGUCACAGAGGUGAAUGGACGCUCUGGGAAACAGCGUGUUAGAGAGCCUAUAGAGGAGAGGGAGAGGCCUAAGGAGAUCCCUUCUCCCCCCUCCUCUCCAGUCUCCUCUCCGCCCCUCUCUCCUGGCCAGACUCUGGACCUUGUUGCCCUUGAUACCCCCCAGGAAAGGUGUCUAGAUGCCCCAGGGGCAGGCGAGGCUAGUUCCAUGGAGCUGUUCUGUAUCGUAAAACACAAACCCAGCGCUAUCGUCUUCUCUGGAGAAGACAACAUCGACAACGUCAGCCCACCUAGAGUCUUCGUCACCCAGAGCCUCGAUGGAGAGGAGUCUUUCUCGGGCGAUGAGGAUGAGGGUGGUGAUGAUGUGGAGGAGGAAGAGGAUGAAGAGAUCCCUGAGCUGCCGCAGUAUAAGGAGUUCCUGGUCAGCCGUCGCYGUAGAAACGUGAGCAGGAACAGGAAGAGGCUGAGGAAAGGACAGGAACUCCCGCCCACUGGCUCUCUGAUUGGCCUGGGCUCCACCAAUAAGACCAGGUUAAAGGCCAAGGAGGAAGAAGAUGAGGAAGAGGAGGAGGAGGAAGAAGAGGCUGAAAGGAAGCAGCCUCCUCUACCAGCCUCCUGUUACCAGCCUCCUCUACCAGGCCUCCUCUACCAGCCUCCUCUACCAGCCUCCUCUACCAGCCUCCUCUACCAGUUCCUCUACCAGCCCUCCUCUACCAGCCUCCUCUACCAGCCUCUCUACCAGCCUCUCUACCAGCCUCCUCUACCAGCCUCCUCUGUUUCCAUUG
This is a messenger RNA of Salvelinus sp. IW2-2015, 1602 nucleotides long. RefSeq lists its product as uncharacterized. The record is from RefSeq and is a predicted model, not a curated record. Lineage: Eukaryota; Metazoa; Chordata; Actinopteri; Salmoniformes; Salmonidae.